This is a messenger RNA of Dibothriocephalus latus, 675 nucleotides long. The record is from the annotation of a GenBank genome assembly. NCBI's taxonomy places the organism in Eukaryota, Metazoa, Platyhelminthes, Cestoda, Diphyllobothriidea, Diphyllobothriidae.
AUGUCUGAGGCGCUUGUCGAGAGCUUUAAAACCGAGCUGAACCGCGAAGCGGAACUACGCCUGAGCAAAAAUUUUCCCGAGCACCUUCAGGCUGCAAAUCAGCUGCUUAAACAACCGCUCUUCGAUAUUGAGGCAAACAGGAAGAAAGCCCGCGAGCAGAGUGCAACACCGCUGACCAAUGCGGAGACUGUCAGUACCGAAUCCAUACCCCGUACAAAGACGGCAAUUCCCUCAAACCCUCUCAUUGACGAAGCCUACACGGCCGUGAAACCGCUGCUUCUGCAGCUGGGCGAGGAUGUACAGCUGCUGCGAAUGUGGGUGAUGAUGAAUGUUCCGCGAAUAGAAGACGGCAACAACUUUGGCGUCUCAGUCCAAGAGGAGAUAAUCAUGGAGGCUGCCAAGACGGAGACGGAUGCAACCACGAUGUUGGACUUUUACUGCGACUACUUAUCAUUUCGUGGAAAACUGUGCACAAAACGCCUGAAGUGGCCCGGCGUCGUCGACUAUGAACGCGCGAUCAGCGAUCUGGAUGAGACGACCUACAUUCGACUGAGGAUGGCUGUCCAGGAUAUCAGAAACAACUACGCCAGAAUGUAUGACCUCUUCUCAAAAAAUGCUGAGAAAAUACGGAACCCUCGAUCGGACGGAAUGAACGCAGUCAACAUCAUGUAUUAG